Triticum aestivum (bread wheat) is the source of this 1558-nucleotide messenger RNA. RefSeq lists its product as uncharacterized. The transcript has 12 exons. The record is from RefSeq and is a predicted model, not a curated record. NCBI's taxonomy places the organism in Eukaryota, Viridiplantae, Streptophyta, Magnoliopsida, Poales, Poaceae. Bases 151 to 1278 code for a protein of 375 amino acids.
GAAACACCGGCAACGUACGCAACGCACAAGAAGGAGGAACGAAGGGGCAAAAAAAACAAGAGCGAGUCCGUACAAUCGGAUACCGAGCGCGGCCGGCGGUUCGCCCCCUUCCCAAAUCCCGGCGACGGCGGUCGGUCGGACGGAGAGGAGAUGCGGCCCCGCACGGCGGACCACCUCGAGGCGCUCUCCCUCGAGAUCGAGCGCAAGCUGCACAAGGCUCUGAAUUCCAACUCGCAGCGCCUCAAGCUGCUGCAGCAGCUGUUUGCCGACAUCGCGCUCAAGGUCGACGACCGCGCUCGAGGGGAGGCUAAAAUGAAAUGGCGUCUAUUUGGAAAUGGAGGGAUACUAUUUUAUAAGAUUUUAAGCACCAAUAAUGAGGGGAUCGCUCCAGUAGACGACCGCGAAGACGGCCAUUUGUGCUUCUAUGAGAUUCUUGCACAUCACUAUGUGAAAGUACCUCAAAGUGGGAGGCGUAUACUUGAGUUGAUAGUGCAACUCUGGAGCCAAUCCUUUGCAGCCAACAUAUUUGCACUUCUUUUUCACAGAUGGUUGUUUGAAGUCCCUCUUGAGGGGAAGGAGGUAUCACUAAGAUACAGCUCUGCUCUUGUCCAAGGAGCUACUAACGUUUUUUGGAUUGACAUUCAAACCAAUACAAGGUACUUCCUCCCAUUGUAUCAUUAUCUCCUUGAAGAAGUCGCUUUAGUUCCAGAUCAACUCAUUAAGAUAUCACCACAGGCUGGUAGAAAUCUAUUCUGCCUCCUCUCCAGAUUCAUGCUGUUCUAUGAUCAGGAUCACUUGCUUACAGGUUUUCUUGGGCAUUUCCCUGCUUUUCCAAAUUCUUUCUUGGUUGGUGGAGCUGCAGAUUACUUUGUGAUUGAACUCACCGAUCAGCUCCAGAAGCUAAAAGUGGAGCCAGUACUGCUGCACUACCUUUCCCGCAUGACCAUCCUUCAAGGCUGGGAGUUGAGGAUGAGUACAAGCACCAGACUAAAGUCAUGCCUGUAUAGCUUCACAUCGCCUGGAGGCCCUGCCUAUCCAACAAGAGCCGUCCGGCAUGCAGCCUGGAAUACGUUGGAUUUACUUUUUCCUGUGGGUCGCUAUCCGAGGCAUGUGAUAAGUCUGUUCUUUCGGCUGCUCUAUCCAUGGUAUUGGCCUUCCUCUUGCUGGAACUUCGUCAUGACCUGCGUGAGCACCAUCUACUACUACAUCCUGAAUCUGCUCUUCUCGAUCUGGGAGAACAUGAGGAGGCGCGACCAUCAAAGGAUGCACAGAGAAUGAAGAAACCGCGGCCGGGCCGGGCCUAAUCAAGGCUAUAAUGUUGUGUUGUUGUUCUUUUUCACCUUAGAAUGGUUAGCAUCAUGUGUGUGUGCAUGAAAUUUGUUGUAUAAAUCCAAGUGUCUGUUGUGUUUGUUAUACAUGGACAGAGGAUGUGAUGUGAGUCAGAGAUGUGCAGUGAGAGAGGGGAGGAAGGGGCAGUUUUUAUGCUCACCAGUCUGAAGCUGUAAUUUGUAUACAACAUUCAGCAGCUUCUCCAAAUGCCAUCAAAGGUUAUUACCCA